UCAGCCUCUAUUUGUUCUUGGACCUGUAAUGUGCAAAAUUAAUGGCUUCACUCAAAUGACCUGUUUGACUAGUAGUGUACUUACACUUACGGCAAUUUCUUGUGAUCGUUUCGUCGCUAUCCUUUUUCCGUUUCGAGCCCGAAUUACUAAGCAACGGACAGGAGUUGUUAUAACAGUAAUAUGGUUGGUCGCUUUGGCAGUAGCCACUCCGUUUUUAGUGUAUAGGGAAUACUUUCAGAUUCAGUGGAAGGACUUUUCUCAGGCGCAUUGCGACGAAAGUUGGCCCCCUUCCAUGGAUUACGAUGAAAGUCUCCAGAAGUGUGUAACAACCUACCCUUCGAAGCAGUUGUAUUACACCUUUGUUGCAGUAAUUCUGUUUUUCCUCCCUGUAGCCAUUAUGACAACUGCCUAUUUCCUGAUUAUCUGGAGGCUCUGGGUAUCUGAAGUACCCGGCGAAAGAAACCCAGUCAAUGUCGAAGUACAGCACCGAUCUAAAAAAAGGGUCAUCAAACUGGUUUGUAUAGUGCUGAUAGCUUUCGUCGCUUGUUGGCUACCUCUACAAGUUAUCAUCCUGUAUUCUCAGUUCGUACACUCAAGUACUGAAAUUGGAGAGCUUCCGGAAUGGUUUUCUGCGGUUUCUUACUACGCCAAUUUCUUUGCCUACUUCAAUAGUGCUCUAAAUCCAAUAAUAUAUGGAGGUUUCAACAGUAACUUCCGGAAAAGUUUUUAUGUGGUGGUGAAGUGUGGAUAUCAGGACUCACAUUCUCAUAGAUGCCAGCAACCGAUUUCAGCUACUAAGCAAAGAGGCUGCUUUGCAACAAAUUGGCUAAACCAUUUCGUAGUACACAAGUUGGCUCUCCUAGGCUUGUCAAGUAGUUGUGCUGAUCACUAUGAAUGCUUGAGUCUUCAGUUUAAGAGACUCUCAGCGUUUUGGGUUCAAUAUUUGACUCACUGCUUAGAGAACCAGAACAAAUGUCACCAAGGAAAUUACAAAAAAUCCAGGGCUACUCUUACGUCAACAGCUUCGUCUACGUUAUCAAGUAGAAAGUGGUUUGAGUACAGAAAGAAUCAAACAAGCAGGUACAAGGCAAGUUUGGACAAUGAACAGAAAAAUAUUGAAAGCCAGAACUUAGCAACUUUCAGUAGUACUGUGUGUUUGUCGAAAGGAGGAAACUCGACAGGAGGAAAUGACAGCUUGAGAAGUGAAUUCUUAAAGAGCACCUUGAAAAAUAAAUUGGAAAACAGAGUGUGA
Limulus polyphemus (Atlantic horseshoe crab) is the source of this 1252-nucleotide messenger RNA. RefSeq names its product tachykinin-like peptides receptor 99D. The transcript is spliced from 7 exons. The record is from RefSeq and is a predicted model, not a curated record. Gene Ontology annotation, molecular function: G protein-coupled receptor activity; peptide binding. Gene Ontology annotation, biological process: G protein-coupled receptor signaling pathway. NCBI's taxonomy places the organism in Eukaryota, Metazoa, Arthropoda, Merostomata, Xiphosura, Limulidae. The coding region runs from base 29 to 1252 and encodes 407 amino acids. Gene Ontology annotation, cellular component: membrane.